UGGAAGCUGCAUUAAAUUAAGGCCAAAAGAAUACAUACCUCCAUGCUUUGCUUUUCAAGAGGGGAGGUGGUGGACAAAACAAAGCCAGAAUCUGCAUCCCACCUUCUUCUUCGCUCCUUUUCUUCUGUCUCCCACCUUGUACUGCUGGAUCACUGAGUUUAAAUUCCAUGUAAACUUGUUGCUAAUCAGUAUCACUUUCUCUCUUUAGGGAGAUUAAGGGAUCAGCAAUUCGAAUAAUUGGAACUCAAGUUGCUGAUUUUUUUAGCUUGUUAGCUUCGGAGAUUUUUGUUCUAUAGCUAUCUGAGCUGAAUAACAAGAUGGGUAUUGGUAAUCAGGAGGCUAUCAGGCAGAUGCAAUCUCUGAUGGAAAACGUGGAUGAGCAGCUGAAGAACACGUUUCAGAAUAUGCACCAGGGCUAUCCAGGUGAAUCAUUUAUACAGUUUCUCAAAGCAAGGGACUGGAAUGUUGCCAAAGCCCAUAAAAUGUUGGUUGAUUGCUUAAAAUGGAGAGUGGAAAAUGAGAUUGAUAAUGUCUUAACGAGACCAAUCCCCGCUGACUUGUAUAGAGCUGUGCGAGAUUCUCAACUCAUAGGAAUGCCUGGUUACACAAGAGAGGGUUUACCUGUCAUUGCUGUUGGUGUUGGGCUCAGCGCAUAUGACAAAGCACCAGAGCAUUACUAUGUACAGUCGCACAUCCAAAUGAACGAGUACAGAGAUCGAGUGAUAUUGCCAACAGCUACAAAGAAGCAUGGCCGAUUCAUUGGCACCUGUGUGAAAGUCUUUGAUAUGACUGGUUUAAAGAUAUCAGCAUUGAACCAAUUGAGGCUUCUGACAGCAAUAUCUACCAUAGAUGACUUGAACUACCCAGAAAAGACAGACACGUACUAUAUAGUUAACACGCCAUAUGUAUUCUCUGCAUGUUGGAAGGUUGUAAAGCCUCUUUUGCAAGAAAGAACAAGGAAGAAGAUCCAGGUGCUGCAAGGUUGUGGGAGAGAUGAGUUACUCAAGGUCAUGGACUUUGCAUCUCUCCCACACUUCUGCAGAAAGGAGAGUUCAAAGUCAUCUCGACAUAACAAUGCUGCAGGAACUUCUGAAAAUUGCUUCUCCUUUGAUCACGCCUUCCAUCAAGAACUCUACAAUUUUAUCAAGCAGCGAGCUACAGCUAGGGAGUCCGUGGUUCCAACGAGACAGGGAUCUUUCCAUGUAGACUUACCAGAGCCAGACCCAGAUGAUGCCAGAAUUGCCAGAACCAUUGAAACACAGUUCCACAGGUUGGGAAUCGUAGUUAAUAGCAACUGAAGCCAUUGAAACCCUGAGAAUACUUACUGGCAACACUUUUCUGUACUAUUUCAGACCUCAAGACGCUUACAAUUAAACACUUUAUGACCCUUUUUGAUAAAGGGUGCUACGCUAUUUUUUUCCCAAAAGAAAAAGAAGAAGAAGAAGAAGUUAUAUAUACGAACUUGUCGGACGUAAUACUGAAAUGCUCGCAUCAGCUCGAUGCAUGACUAUAUAUGUGGCUAAUUUUACUUUUUCUGAUUUUGCCUUAAUAAACCUUAUGAGUCAAUUAGUAUCUCAAUAAAGAUUUCCUGGAGUAUUUUGUUUCAA
This is a messenger RNA of Neltuma alba, 1607 nucleotides long. Its product is annotated as SEC14 cytosolic factor. Lineage: Eukaryota; Viridiplantae; Streptophyta; Magnoliopsida; Fabales; Fabaceae. The transcript is spliced from 11 exons. The record is from RefSeq and is a predicted model, not a curated record. Bases 318 to 1298 code for a protein of 326 amino acids.